This is a messenger RNA of Siniperca chuatsi (mandarin fish), 7087 nucleotides long. It is a transcript of the gene gna11b, whose product is annotated as guanine nucleotide binding protein (G protein), alpha 11b (Gq class). Gene Ontology annotation, cellular component: heterotrimeric G-protein complex. Gene Ontology annotation, molecular function: G protein-coupled receptor binding; guanyl nucleotide binding; G-protein beta/gamma-subunit complex binding. Gene Ontology annotation, biological process: phospholipase C-activating dopamine receptor signaling pathway; adenylate cyclase-modulating G protein-coupled receptor signaling pathway; action potential. The transcript has 9 exons. NCBI's taxonomy places the organism in Eukaryota, Metazoa, Chordata, Actinopteri, Centrarchiformes, Sinipercidae. The coding region runs from base 983 to 2212 and encodes 409 amino acids. The record is from RefSeq and is a predicted model, not a curated record.
UGUGUGUGCGCGCCGACCUUGUUCUUCCAGUGACGAGCUACCCGAAAGCCAGCUGUUUGCAGCGAAUACAUUUCUGGCAAAAGCCGCUGGGCAUUUUACCCCCUCUUUCAGGCUGUGGUAGUAGCCUUAUAUUUUACCGUCAAAAUGAGUCAGGAUGCGAUGGGGUGCUGUCCUGCUAUCGCUAGCUAGGCGGACAAAUUCCUUCAACCAGCUUUCUGUUUCAAUCACUGCGGGUUGACACAAACAUUAGCUAGCUGAGGCGUUGUUAAGUGAGCUAGCGCUAGCGGGCUAACAAGGCUGCGUUCGUAGCCGUUACGUGCAAUUUAGCCAGCGUUAGCUAAUGUAGUUAACGUUACUUAGCAAACGGAUGCAUUGCUGCGGCGUGGAUAGUGCAAUAACGGUUAUCGCUAUCUUAAAUAGCAAGGACUACUACUUUUUCUAGCGUAAAAUAGCCAGCUAACGUUGGAGAGACUCCACAUAUCAACUGUUACGGGUUUGGAUGUCGCGACACUGCAGUUUUGAAACACUUUUUGCGGAUUGUGAAGAUAGAAUUGGACCACAGUGACAGACGAAAAGAUAGAAUUGGACCACCAAGUGGCAGCGGGGGUUAAUGAUAUAAAGCAGGUAUUAAGGCUUUGGCUAAUCUGUGGCAGUUGUAGUAAUUUUAACAUUAGCUGUAUUAAGGCAGAGCGUCUCGGGGAGGCCCCACCGUCUCCUGACUCCCUCCCCUGUCCGAAUCUCCCGUGAUUUGCCGAGAACACCCGGGUGAAGUCGCAGUUUCUCUCGGCUGGGGGGACAACUUGACAGCGAGGCCCCUAGCUAGUCUCCCCUCCCCCAGUUCCGUCCAUCCAUCCAUCCGUCCAGUCCGAAAGACCACCUCCUCGCCUGACAUCGAAGCGAAUACCGGAGAUUCGGGAUAAGCUGAAACCGUGGGCAAGUGUUGCCGGGUCCCGUUUAAACCGGGCUGCCAAAACCAGAGGGGAUGACUCUUGAGUCCAUGAUGGCUUGCUGCCUGAGCGAAGAGGCGAAGGAGUCGAAACGAAUCAAUGCAGAAAUUGACAAACAACUCCGCCGAGACAAGCGAGACUCCAGGAGAGAGCUGAAAUUACUUCUUCUCGGUACGGGAGAAAGUGGCAAGAGCACCUUCAUCAAGCAAAUGAGGAUCAUUCAUGGAGCCGGGUACUCAGACGAAGAUAAGAGAGGCUUUAUCCGGCUUGUUUACCAAAACAUCUUCACCUCCAUGCAGUCCAUGAUCCGUGCCACUGAGACCCUUAAGAUCCCCUACAAAUUUGAACAGAAUCGGUCUAAUGCCAUGCUCGUGAAGGAGGUGGACAUCGAGAAGAUCAAUGGGUUUGACCAUCCCUACAUUGUGGCUAUCAAAAGCCUGUGGGCCGACCCAGGGAUCCAGGAGGCCUAUGACCGCCGCAGAGAGUACCAGCUCUCUGACUCCACUAAAUAUUACCUUAGUGAUAUAGACCGUGUGACUGCGGAGGGAUACGUUCCCACCCAGCAGGAUGUGCUGAGGGUCCGUGUUCCCACCACGGGUAUAAUAGAGUACCCGUUUGAUCUGGAGAACGUCAUCUUCAGCCUCCUCAACAGGACUGAUCCACACUUCCUGGAAUGGCAGGGGGGUUGCGAUUCCAACUAUCUUCCCACUCAGCAGGAUGUGCUCAGGGUGCGCAUCCCCACUACAGGAAUCAUAGAGUACCCAUUCGACUUGCAAAGCAUCAUUUUCAGGAUGGUGGAUGUAGGAGGUCAACGGUCAGAGAGGAGGAAGUGGAUUCACUGCUUUGAGAAUGUCACCUCCAUUAUGUUUCUUGUGGCGCUGAGUGAGUACGACCAGGUCCUGGUGGAGUCCGACAACGAGAACCGUAUGGAGGAGAGUAAAGCUCUGUUCAGGACUAUCAUUACCUACCCCUGGUUUCAAAACUCCUCCGUCAUCCUCUUCCUCAACAAGAAGGACCUGCUAGAGGAGAAGAUCGCCUACUCACACUUGGUGGACUAUUUCCCUGAGUUUGAUGGACCCCAGAGAGAUGCACAGGCAGCGCGGGAGUUCAUCCUCAAGAUGUUUGUGGACUUGAACCCAGACAGCGACAAGAUCAUCUACUCUCACUUCACUUGUGCCACGGACACUGAGAACAUCCGCUUUGUGUUUGCAGCUGUCAAAGACACCAUCCUACAGCUCAAUCUCAAAGAGUACAAUCUGGUGUGAGGGCUCACAUACGACGCACAUCUCCUCCCCAUUGCACAAAUGCACACCUCUUUCCGAGUGUGCGCUCUACUCCACAUGCAUUACACAGCACACCAUGCCGGCUCACACACACACACACCAACAGAACCCUUCUUUUUUUUUUCCCCCCAGUACAGUAUAUUCACAAAUCCUCCCACCUGCAAACGCCGCCCCUCCUCUUUCACCAAAGCUCACCCCCUUCCUCCUUCGCUUGGCAGCUUGAGUCCUCGCUCCUCCUAAAGCUGCUCCAUGUGUCAGAUCUGGCCCUGGCUGCUGGCUCUGGCACAUUUCAUCUGGCACACAAACCUUUCACACAGGCUGUACAGUGACUGAAGGGGACUUUGGUGUUUGUGUGUGUGUGUUUGUGUGUGUGUGUGUUUGGGGCAGCAUUGACUAGCGAGGAGCUGUGUUUUGGUGAAUAGCGGCAUCAAACCCCUUUUGGCCCUCUGGAGUUGACCCUCAGCAGUGUGAGAUCAGAUCCUCCGUCGUGUCCUUUCUGAGCUCCUUUCCGGUGUGGAAGGAAGUGAAUACUGUAUCUCCUGAAACCAAUCAAGGACCAGUGAGUGGCAUUAUGCAUCUUGGGACAGAGUGACUCGGGGAGGAAGUGAGUUCGCACACCGGACACAAGUGGAUGGGGCUGAGGAUUCUGUCUCCACCUCGCAUCUAUGAAUGUACCCACCAGUGUGAGCAUCGCAAUCGCAAAAAAAAAAAAAAUAUUAUGAAGUAAAUGCUUAUGUAAACACUUAAAACAAAAAGCACGAGAGGGCAAGACAUAGCUUAUCAAAAUGUGUUCAUUGCUGAGAUUUUUAAAAUGUUUUUAAUGAUAGAAAUGUGUUGCUACAUCUACUUCUCUUUAACAAAUAAUGGCUAAAAGGAAUGGUGAUAAGAAGUGGUAAGAAAAACUUCUUUUAAAAACAAAACAAAGACCUCUAAAAAGAAGCAACCAGAAAUUUACUUGACAUAAGUAUCCUUUAAAGAUUUCUGUGGGAUUUGUGUUUCAUGUUUAAGUUAAUCACAUCGCUUCCCUCCUCCAGAUGUUUUCUGUAUGGAUUCACAGGGACAAUCUUCCAUGUGACUGUCACAGCAUCUGGCUCCACUGAUACACCCCCACACCCUUAUUACAAAACACUAGUAGCGGGUGAGAGGACCCUGCUUUCGACACAGGCUUUGCUCUGAUUGGUGGAGACAGAUGUGGAGGGAAGGGUGAUGUCAUCAGUGUUUAUCAGCCCACAGAGCACAUCUGCAGCUCGGGCUGCAAGUAGCUUAUUCAACAAAAUAAAAGCUGUAAAUUAAACACGCCCACACCCCGGGGUGUGAAUGGAAUCCAUGCGGUAACACACCUGCAUCAUUCAGCCAUCCAAUCAGACACACUUCCUGACGGUGACAUAGUUAUCGCAUCAGGUUGUGCUUCUGUUUACUUUAUUUUAUUUUUUAUUUUAUUUUUUAACUGUAUAGUCACUUUGUUUAUAUAAAGAUUGCUUGCUGUUGAGUGGUGAGAGGAAGGGGGGGCUUUGAACCUUUCACAGAAAACGCACUCUGAAGUCUGCAAACGUUGUUUGUGUAUAUUUGUUUGUAAAUACAUAUACACAAAACACUCCUGUACAAAAACGCUCUGUGGUACACCAUCUUUGGCUAAAAACAAACGAAAAAACAACAAAAAAAGUAUCAACGUCUUUCGUUAGCAUACUGUUUUUUUCCUAUGAAUUUAUGGUAGUAGUGAUACUGUGAUUAUGGAUUAUGUUCACUUGAUUAAUAGGACUACACAGAGCUGAGUGGUGUUGAAACGAUUGGCAAGGGGCAAUAGUCAGUCAGAGAAAAGAGGUUCCUCCCAACCAGCCUCUCGACUCCACGCUACUGCAACAGUUCUGCCUCCUGAGUAUACUAACUAGGGCUGGUAAAAAUCUUCACAGUAUGGUGACAAGAUGAUUUUAAGAGUAAUUAAAGAUUUUUUUAUUUAUCUAAUUUAUGGACCAGGUUUAAAGGUGUUGAUAAUUUGACUGCUUUUAAUUCUGUCAUGUUGAAGUGCUCCUUUUCUCAUGGCGGAGCCUACUUGAGUCUGAACUGCUGUAAAAAAAAAAAAAAAAACGAAUGUCUGGUAUAGUAAGGACUUUAUCUCUGCUUUCUAUUUCUUAUUGAGACAUUUCCAGUUGUACUUGCACCACAUCACAUCUCCAUCCAUGAUAAUACUGUUUGGUUUUCUUUACGAGCCCUCACAUUUGUUUUGUUUGAUUUUGAAAAAAAAAAAAGAAAGGAAAAAAAGAAACUUGUAUUUCCUCUUGGUUUAUAGACGCAGCGCUGUAAUGCAUACCUAGAAAAAUGUACAGUACGAACGUAGGUGGACUUUUUUUUUAAUCAGUGAUUGAAGACCCACGCGAUCCAUGCUUGCUAUUUGUAAUUUAACACAAAAAUUCUGUCGGUUUUUUGCAUUGUUAAUUUCCAGUUUUUUGAGGCUUGCUUUGAUAGUGCCAGUGAAGUGCAGAUAUACUUUUUUGGUCUUUGACCUUUUCUACAGGUGACUUAUCCUUCAUCCUCAUUAAGGGCUAUCACAGUGCAUCAGGCAUCAGACAGCGGGGAGUGGAGUACAGGACCACACUGAAGUCAUCCACUACUAAUCCUUGUUUAUAAAUGGAGAUUACUUGCAGUAUGUGCUAUAAGAAGUAUAGGCAGGGUGUUAAUUCAAACGUAAGGUGUGUGUAGAGUGUUUACCAACACUAAGCAGUUUUCUUUAUGUAUUUCUUUAUAUAUCUGGCCCUUUUUGUGAAUUAAGUGGACCCAGCAUCUGGCUCUCUGACUAUCAGUAUAGAAACACUUGUCACUAAAGACACUACUACCAGAACAAGUAUUGCACGAUUCCCCAAGUAUUUGACUUGUAGCUGAUAGCCAUGAAAUCUUAAUGGCCAUGUUUGCGUCUUUGCAUGUUUUAACCCAUAAACUACAGAUCUCAUACUUUAUUGUUGACCAUUUCUCCAGUUUAUAAAUUGAUUUCCUACUUUGCAUGUAGCCAUUGGUUUCCAUUCAUGCUAGUAAGGUUUGAAAAAUACUUGCAGAGAGUUUAAACUUGAUUCUGAGAGAUAAUCCAUACCACAGUAGACAUUUAGUCACUUUUUUUUUUUUUUUUUUUUUUUGGUCAAGCUUGCAUUAUUGUGCAACAGUUACAGCCGUAUUUAGUGAGCAGGAGCUCACAGAUUUAAUGAAUGUAACUGUUCAAGGAAACACUGAAUUUCAUACUGACACUGACAAAGAAACUAGUUAAUGUGAAUCAGUUAUGUCUGGCCAAUACCCUAUUGCUAAAUAAGGUCAAUAUUGGCACAGACAAACAAUGCGGCAUGUCUGAUCGGUGCACCCUUACAACUAAGAUGAGAAUAUAGGGAAAAAUAUAAGGAAAUCAAAAAUAUAGGGAAUCAAUCUAAAAACUGAAGGUAUGCUUCAAAAAUGGUGAGCAGUGAUGUAAAGUUUGAACUAAGCUGAUGGGGCUAAAAUAUAUAUUUUAUAAAAUGCCAGUGUAGUCCUUAACUGCCAUUUUGUCUGCUGAGAAUGACGCUAUCCUUGAGCGUAAGAAGCAGACAGCCAAUCGUUAGACUGCUGUCAUAAAGAGGGUCUGGAUACCAGUAUUGAAGUGGAACAAUAUAGCAGUAUGGAUACCCAAGUAUUUAUCAGUAGUUGUGUUAAGAUUUACUGUGUGAGUGCAGCUCACUUAAAUGGUGACGAACCAUGUUGUAUUAUUAGACUUGACACUACAACUCUGGCACAUGGUGACGGGCCGUUAGUGUAGGUUUGGUAGUGUGUUAGCAGUCCAGUGUUGCACAGUGUGUUUUUGACACAUUUAAUCUGUAUGAGCUGGAAAGGGAAGGGCAGUCUGUAUGAAACUUAAAUCUCCUUCUCAUUCUUUCAUUCUUGUCCAUUUUGAGCAAUGACCAGUGGACAGACUGGAUUGGUUUUUCACUACAACACACUCUUAUUUAUUGCCUUUCAUUGCCUUGAAUAAUGAAAGAUGGUGUUGCGGGCCCUUUAUGGUUUUUGAGGCUUUGCUUUGUGACCUUUUGGGUGGCCGUGGUUGUGUGAAGUCCCUUCCUGUGGGCUUGUUCGAAUAAGUGAAAUCAAACUUAUCUUUUGGCCAUCUGUGUGGAGUCGGUGCAUAUUCAAAACUUAAAUCUUGUUCUGUUUUUUUUGUUGUUGUUUUUUUUUUCCAUUUCCUGUAUGAUAAGAAAACAUUACCAGAACACUAUUAUUUAGGACCACUUGAUUUAUUUUUCCUCACUCUAAUGAAACCUGAAGGUCAAUUGUGUAGUGGUGUAUAAAAUGCUGUUUUAUUUCUUUUCUUUAUUUUGUAUGUAAACCAAAUGUAAAUUAUGUAUUAUACUGAGUGUGCCAACCCCACUCUCUAGAGCCAGGCUCUCUCUAAGUGCCAACGCUGUGGUCAUCAUCAAAGGACCACCACCUGAGAUGGUCCCCCUUUUUAAAUAAAACACACCGGAGACUAAAAGGAUAGAUGAUUAAGUACACACAAAGACUUUAUUCUGUAUUUAAGAUUGAAGAUUUAAAAGAUAAUCUGCUGUUUUUUAAGAAACUGUAAUUAUAAUUGCAUGUGCUGUUUAUUUUGUGUUGGAAGUGAGGGCUUUGAUUUCAUUGAAGCAGAGCCCUUAAUGAAGGGGGUUCAAUCAGUUGGUUAUUAUCGAUUAUUGAUUUACAUAACUCUUGCCAUAUUUUUUUAUGUUUCAUGUAUUUGUUUCAACCACUGUUGCCUGAUCCUCAUUCAAACAUGAACAUGACUUAUGAUCAUUGCCGCCUUCUAAGAGAGAAACAUAAUGACAAGGUAUCUGUUUUAAAUUGAAAUAAAUUUGUUCCUAUACUUGCUCA